Linderina pennispora is the source of this 783-nucleotide messenger RNA. Its product is annotated as NAC-domain-containing protein. The coding region runs from base 370 to 783 and encodes 137 amino acids. The record is from RefSeq and is a predicted model, not a curated record. Gene Ontology annotation, cellular component: cytosol; nascent polypeptide-associated complex. Lineage: Eukaryota; Fungi; Kickxellomycota; Kickxellomycetes; Kickxellales; Kickxellaceae. The transcript has 4 exons.
AGUGGAUUCGCCAUUCGCAGCAUAAAGAGAGGUCGAUUUCUCCUUUUCAAAAAAAAUCGCUUCUGAUUUCGAAACACCCCCCUUUUUGUCACCAGGAAGAGGUAGGUGUCGGCAUGUCGGGUUGCUGUUGGAACGAAACGAAGAGAGCACACGCAGCUGGAAGGAGGAUCGGGGCUUGAGGAGCCAGUUUGUGCCGCUAGAAUUUCCCCUCCUCACCGACCAAAUCAGAGCUGCGUAAUCACAGCCGCAUUCGAGCAGUACGCGGCAGCUACUACGAAAGCAGGACGCGUGAGUUCCAAACCCCUGGCAAGUGUUUGUGUGGGCCAAGCUAAGCGACAUGAUGUUCCUGUCAACGCUGUGUGUAGAAAAAUGAACCCCGAGAAGCUUGCCAAGCUCCAGGCCCAGGUCCGCACCGGCGGUAAGGGCACUCCCCGCCGCAAGGUCAAGGCUGCGCACAAGCCGGCCGUGAAGGAGGACAAGAAGCUGGCAUCGACCCUAAAGCAGCUGAACGUGCAGCCGAUCUCUGCCAUUGAGGAGGUCAACAUGUUCCAUGAUGACGGCAAGAUCACCAACUUUGUUGCCCCGCGUGUCAGCGCGUCGAUUGCCGGCAACACUUUUGUCAUCGCUGGCAAGAGCCAGAACAAGGGUAUCGAGGAGAUGUUCCCGGAGAUCCUGUCGCAGCUCGGCCCCGACUUCCAGAACCAGGCCAACAUUGGCAACGUCGACGACGACAUCCCCGAGCUCGUCGAGGCCGAGGAUGAGGCCGCCAAGGGCGAGACCUGA